AUGGUUGCUGUUCUGCAGCUCACAUUUGCAAUGAUUUUCAGUGUGGAAUUCAUAAUGGGAACCUUAGGAAAUGGAUUCAUUGCUCUGAUGACCUGCAUAGACUGGGUCCAAAGAAGAAAAAUCUCUUUAGUGGAUCAAAUCCUCACUGCUUUGGCAAUUUCCAGAAUCACUCUAAUUUUGUUGGUAUUCCUAGAUUGUUGGGUAUCUGUGCUUUUCCCAGCAUUACACAGGACAGAAGAAAUGUUAAGAAUUUAUUUUAUCUCCUGGACUGUGAUCAAUCAUUGUAACCUUUGGCUUACUGCAACCCUGAGUACCCUUUAUUUUCUCAAGAUAGCCAACUUUUCUAACAUUAUUUUUCUUUACCUAAAGUAUAGAGUUAGAAAUGUGGUCUUGGUGACCUUGUUAGUGUCUCUAUUUCUCUUGUUCUUAAAUGUUGUAAUUAUAAAAAUAUACUCCGAUAUGUGUGUAGAUACUAUUCAUAGAAAUGUUUCUCAGAUUUUCACACUGUAUAACCAUGCACAGAUUUGCACACUUCUUUCAUUUACCAACCCUAUGUUUACAUUGAUGCCUUUUGUUAUGUCCCUGGCAACUUUUCUCUUGCUUAUCUUCUCCCUGUGGAGACAUCUGAAGAACAUGCAGCAGAGUGCCAAAAGAUGUAAAGAUGUCAGCAACACAGCACAUAUCAGAGCCUUACAAACCAUCAUUGUUUCUAUACUCUUAUACACUGUUUUUUUUCUAUCAUUUUUCGUAAAAGUUUGGAGUACUGUGUCACCAGAGAGUUACCUGAUCCUGUUAUCUGUCUGGGCUCUGGGCAAUGCUGUUCUUUCUGCUCACCCUUUUGUCCUGAUUUUUGGAAACAGUAGGUUGAGAAGGACUUCUAUUUCAGUUAUGUUAUGGCUCAGGUACAGGUUCAAAAUAUAG
Acomys russatus (golden spiny mouse) is the source of this 921-nucleotide messenger RNA. RefSeq names its product taste receptor type 2 member 113-like. The coding region runs from base 1 to 921 and encodes 306 amino acids. Gene Ontology annotation, molecular function: bitter taste receptor activity; G protein-coupled receptor activity. Gene Ontology annotation, cellular component: membrane. The transcript has a single exon. NCBI's taxonomy places the organism in Eukaryota, Metazoa, Chordata, Mammalia, Rodentia, Muridae. The record is from RefSeq and is a predicted model, not a curated record. Gene Ontology annotation, biological process: G protein-coupled receptor signaling pathway; detection of chemical stimulus involved in sensory perception of bitter taste; sensory perception of taste.